Coregonus clupeaformis (lake whitefish) is the source of this 1491-nucleotide messenger RNA. RefSeq names its product mucin-5AC-like. The transcript has 2 exons. The record is from RefSeq and is a predicted model, not a curated record. The coding region runs from base 1 to 1491 and encodes 496 amino acids. Lineage: Eukaryota; Metazoa; Chordata; Actinopteri; Salmoniformes; Salmonidae.
AUGGAUAUCCCAGAUGACAGUCGGACUAGUUUCACUGUAACAACAGAAAACACUGACAGAGGCACGACAGAGUCAUACACCCGGUCAGACGCCACACCCAUCGAGUCCACAUUCACCCACGGCCCCGACAUCACAGGAAGAAUCAGUGAAACUCAGAGUGAGACAGUCACACCAUACAUCCCCAGUGUCAGUAGGUCUAGUGGGUCUAGUGGUGAGUUGUACGAUCUGGAGAGGAACACGACAGUACAUCUGAGGCAACCCGUCACCCUCCGCCUCACAGUGACCGACACCACAGACGAGACCCGGAUCCUGUUCUCCGGAGAAGCACCUGCAGAACCGGAGACCUCCACCGGGGCGGUGCAAUCGCUCCUCACCGACCCCAACGUCACCCCCAUGAUGGACAGUCCCAGAUCACCCCCCAGAGAGCCUGAGAUCCACACAGCCACUGACCCAGACAGCCAGACCACCUUCACUGCGGUCACCACCACCGAGAGAGAGCAGGAUGAGAUCACUUUCCACACCACCCAGAGGAUCAAGUCCCCCCGUCUGCCUGCAGGCUCCACCAUCAUCUCCCGCCAGCAGAUCCACAUCAUCCCCCCUAAGAAUGGCCGAGGAGGAGGUGGAAGAGGGGGCCGGAGGAGGAACUACCCUGGCAGGAGGAGGUUCAUCAAGCCCAACCGGAUCACAGACAUCCAGUCCAUCCUGAAUAAACUCAAACAGCCCACCACGGUGAAGAAGCGAGGCAACAACACAGUGUCCUACACUAUGGAGCUGACCACAGACUGUGACUGUGAUGAAGAUGGGAAGAAGAAGACAGGUGGUCAGCGGGUCAUCACACCAACAACAUCGCCUAAAUCACCCAAAGUCCCUAGCUCCUCUCUAGGAAGAACAGAGAGGCCCAUCUCUACAACACUGGACACUCCCACCACCACAUACUCAACAGAGGCCCCCACCACCACCACCCAGCCCACCCUCACUCACUCUCAGUCCAGAGGUGAGGUAUCCAGCGGCUACAUGACCUCCGCUGACGCCCCAGAGUCUGACCCAACACAUGACCCUAUGACGAGCACAACAGAUGAACCAACAACCUCCACCACCGUCACAACCACAACCGCCUCCAAGGUCGUCCAUGCUAAGAUAAACUGGGGCAGGGUGUUUGGGAACAAGGCGAGGCAGAAGGAGAAACUCAACAGGUUACGUAAGCCAGCCUGGCCCACCACCACCACCACAGAGGGCUCAACAACAGUCCAACCCACAACUACAACCACAACCGCACUGCCCACCCAGCGGUCUCUGGCUGAACCUGUGACAGAGUCACCGUCUAGAGCAGGUAAACACAGAGAGACCCCAGAGGGCUCAUCAGACGAUGACUAUGGGGAUUCAUGGCCUGACUCUGAGGCCUCGACCACACCCCAGCCUGCCACUAGCCGUGGAACUACAGCCCCAGCCUAUGACUACAGGUCCUCCACCACCACAGAGUCUUCCCCCUGA